This is a messenger RNA of Acanthoscelides obtectus, 1041 nucleotides long. Lineage: Eukaryota; Metazoa; Arthropoda; Insecta; Coleoptera; Chrysomelidae. The record is from the annotation of a GenBank genome assembly.
UAUGUCAUUUCUGUCAACGUGUGUUGACUUGUCAGCUGUGGAAAAUAAAAGCAAUCAGUGUCAGCGUUGGAAAAGCAGAAAAGGCCCGAAAGGGUUUAGUUUUGUGAUUUAUUAUUGUGUGAUCCUGUUUAAACUUGUUAGCUUCUUCAUUUUAUACAAUAGUCGCAGCAUAUUUUCCGUUAACAAAGCUAGUCAAUGGUCAGAAAAGCUAAUGGUGAAGUUCCGUAUCAUAGGGCCACCCUCAGAGGAAACUCUAACAUCGUUAUGUCCGAAUGUGCAUCUGAUGGAACAUCACUUGAAGAUGCUGAAAAGUUAUCGGAGCUACUCAGCGUCGAGCAGAUAUCGAGAUUAUCGAAUACAACUAGCUCAUUAUCACAGCCAGUAUGUGUAGUCUCAAACAACACAAAUGCAAAGCCCAGUAUCUCAAUACCAGUGAGUAUACUCAUCGAGUCUCUGGUGAAAAACAUCUGUUCCAUUUACGAGGCAGAUCCUAACAAAGCAUCACUCAUGUAUAAUCGCAUAUGUGAUAAAUUGUACAGUAUGAACUUAUUAAGCGAAAGCUAUUCUAUGACUGAAUUCGAGGGUAUAAGGAGCCAGUACCAGAGAGCCCUAUUACAUCUUAUAUCUUCAACGAAGAAUGGUAGUAAAGAUAACAAUGUACCUGUCAAACCAAAGUGGCUGAAUUCAGAAGUGAAUUCGCAUUACAGAAGGGAGUUUGAUGAGGUGGAAUUCAUUGCAGGUGGAGGGUUUGGUCAGGUUUAUCGAGUAAAACACAAGCUAGAUGGUACAGAAUAUGCGAUCAAAAAGAUCCCCAUACGAUCCGAGGGGAUCCAGUCAGUGAGGACCUACUUAUCGGAAGUGAAGACAUUUGCAAGCAUGAACCAUCCAAACAUAGUCCAAUACAAAGGUGCCUGGCUGGAAAUCGGCGCUCCCUCUCACAGGGCAAUCACAGACAAGCCUGACCACGGGGAUUUGCAUGAGGCUAAUAGUAACACCAAGUAUAUUUAUCAUGAGUUGCAGUCGUUCACGGAAGAGAGGUAA